AGGAUGGAGAACAGGACAGAAGUGACACAGUUCAUCCUCCUAGGAAUAACCAAAGACCAGGCACUGCAGGUCCCCCUGUUUAUCAUGUUCCUGCUCAUCUACGUUAUUACUCUGGUUGGGAACCUGGGGAUGAUUGUGUUGAUUCUCUUUGACUCUCGUCUCCACUCUCCCAUGUACUUUUUCCUCGGUAACCUGUCUCUGGUAGACUUUUGUUACUCUACAGCUGUCACUCCCAUGGUCAUGACUGGAUUACUUAUUGAAGACAAGGUCAUCUCCUACAAUGACUGUGCUGCUCAGAUGUUCUUUUUUGUAGCCUUUGGCACUGUGGAAAAUUACCUCUUGGCUUCAAUGGCCUUUGACCGCUACGCAGCAGUGUGUAAACCCCUGCAUUACACCACCACCAUGACUACAAAUGUGUGUACUUGUCUGGCUGUCGGCUCCUAUGUCUGUGGUUUUGUGAAUGCCUCCAUCCACACUGGGGACACAUUCAGUCUCUCUUUUUGUAUGUCCAGUGAGGUCCAUCACUUUUUCUGUGAUAUUCCUGCGGUCAUGGUUCUCUCUUGUUCUGAUAGACAUAUCAGCGAGUUGGUUCUUGUUUAUGUAGUAAGCUUCAAUAUCUUUUUUGCUCUCAUGAUUAUCUUGAUAUCCUACAUACUCAUUUUUAUCACAGUACUAAAGAUGCACUCAUCCGCAGGACAUCAGAAGGCUCUGUCCACCUGUGCCUCCCACCUCACUGCAGUCUCCAUUUUCUAUGGGACUAUUAUCUUCAUAUACUUACAGCCCAGCUCCAGUCACUCCAUGGACACAGACAAAAUCGCAUCUGUGUUUUAUACUAUGGUCAUCCCCAUGCUGAAUGUGGUCUACAGCCUGAGGAAUAAAGAGGUGAAGAGUGCUCUUUUGAAGAUUGUUUUGGAGACAAGCAUGUCUUUAGGAUUUUGA
Molecule: messenger RNA, 939 nt
Organism: Galeopterus variegatus (Sunda flying lemur)
Lineage: Eukaryota; Metazoa; Chordata; Mammalia; Dermoptera; Cynocephalidae
Product: olfactory receptor 5B3-like
Biological process (GO): sensory perception of smell; G protein-coupled receptor signaling pathway
Cellular component (GO): membrane
Molecular function (GO): G protein-coupled receptor activity; odorant binding; olfactory receptor activity
Source: RefSeq, a predicted model, not a curated record